UAGGAAAGGUUAUAGAGAGCAGAAUGAAAAAUAAUAAAAACAGCUUGGAAGUUUCUACAGCAGCAGAAUACUCUAAUUUAAAAGAGAUGAACAUAUCUACUAUUAUCCAGAGCUCAAAAAUUACACAAAAGAUACUUUCCCAGCAGAAAACCCCUGUGUCACGUUUCUCUCAGAAAGAUGGAAAAAAAAUCCCAGAAAGGAAAGGCUCAGGUGUCAAGUCCUAAAGAAAUAAAACCAAUGAUAUAUGCAGAUGAUCAUGAUGCUCUUUGCCUUCACCCUGGACUUUCAGUGAGCAGCAUUGUCGAUAUCUUCACUGAUCGCAUAAGAGAAGCAGACUGUCAGCGAGGAGUUGUUUGGGUGUUGGCAGAAGUUGAUGAUAUCUGUACUGACCCAUCAGCUCUUUUGUCUUUACUUAAGGCUUUUGGAAAUCAAGAUCGCAUUUUCUUUAUCACUCUUCAUGAUACUACAGAAGCUGAGUCAGAAAGACAAUCUCAAAGGAUUCAAAAUGUUU
Messenger RNA from Limulus polyphemus (Atlantic horseshoe crab), 511 nucleotides. RefSeq lists its product as uncharacterized. The annotation marks the transcript as partial. Lineage: Eukaryota; Metazoa; Arthropoda; Merostomata; Xiphosura; Limulidae. The transcript has 4 exons. The record is from RefSeq and is a predicted model, not a curated record.